CCAACAGCAACUACGACGACAACUUAUCGACGAUGACAUCGAAAUCCAAAAAAGACGAGGCCCUUCAAUUCCUGGACGAUCUCGACUCGUUUACCCCUGUCGAUCAGCCCAAGAAAUCGAAUUCGCCGCCAGCCCAGGGAUCGCAACCUCAGGCCAAGGGAAACGAAGCAGAAGUCCUUGCGUUCAUUGACGAGAUCACACAAAAGAGCACGGAGCCCACCCGAACAGCCAGCCAGAUUGGCCGAUCUGGUACGCCGACGAUCAGGAAGAGCACUGAGCGCGUUCGAUUAGGCGGUGGGCCUGCGGGAUCCAAUCCUUCUGCGUCGUCCUCGACGACCUCGUUACACAGGACUGCGAGCACUGAUGGCUCGAAGCAGAAGGCGGAGUCGAGCUCGACUACAUCAUCUCCGCAGCCUGCGGCAUCGACGAGCGCUUCUGGCGGAGGAUGGGGAUGGGGUUCUGUUUGGUCCACGGCUACUGCCGCGAUUCAGCAGGCUAAAUCUGCCGUCGACGAGCAGGUCAAACACCUUCCGAACCAAGAGCAGGUAGCUAAGCUAAGGGAAGGUGUCCUCGAGUACGCAAAGAAUGCCCAAUUGGAUAAGCUUGGCCAGGACUUCAAGCGAGUUGGAUUAUCCACGCUCACAGAUAUCUUGAAUGUCGUUGCACCUCCCAUUGCCGAGCAUGAAGUUAUCCAGAUCUGGUUGAGCCAUGACAUGCAAGGAUACGAGGGUGUGGAAACUGUCGUUUAUCGCUCAUUCUCUAAGGUCAUGGAACAAGUGCAAGGUGGUGAUUUGGUGGUGAACCGAGGGAACGAGUCCAAACCUAAGGAAAGCAGCUCAGGAGCACGAGAACUUAACGCGGUUGAAGGAACUGAUGCUGCUCUCAAGCUUGCCAAGGCGAACAUCGAAAGCAUGGUGAAGAACAACGCCAAUCUUCAAUCGAAACCUUCAAACAUCACUUCACCAACUACCUACUCCAAUGUGUACCUCCGCAUCCAACCUUUCUUCACCUCAUCGCUCCUCGACGAAGACGAAUCAGAGGACGAUUCUGACGAAGACGAAUCAGAUUCUGACGACUCCACGAACGACAACCAGAAACUCCAAUUCCUUAUUUACCUCCACGAUCCUGAACACAAACUCACCAGUACCUCCGUGACACAGGGAGUUCCAGCGUCAUGGCUCGCGAUAUGGGAAGAAUAUGAUUGGGUAGAGGACUUGGUCGCUGAUGGGUUGCGACUCGGCGUUGAGGUCAUUGGCCAAGAGUACCUAGUGUCGCGUCAGGGUUGGGCGAAUAAACCAAAGGACACAGAGGAGGAAGCUGCCGAAGCACCUGCACCUGAGCAGGCCAAAGCAGACAAGGGCAGUGAUUCGUGA
Molecule: messenger RNA, 1373 nt
Organism: Coprinopsis cinerea okayama7#130
Lineage: Eukaryota; Fungi; Basidiomycota; Agaricomycetes; Agaricales; Psathyrellaceae
Exons: 4
Coding region: 33-1373 (446 amino acids)
Source: RefSeq, a predicted model, not a curated record